GUGUUAACUAAAUUGAAGCGUUUGUAUCUCCCGCGUCUCAUUUCUGUAUCUGGGUUAAUUAAUAUCGCUUUUUCACCAACAAUUUUCGCGGGGUUUUCUCUCGCUUCUGUCUCUCCGAACAAUGGACGCAAAUUCUGUGGAGGACCUUUUGAAACUGCUUAUUUCUUCUGCGUUUCGGAGAUGCCGCAUGUUAGAUGAUCUCUGCAGAUUAUCGGUGUUUCUUAGACCUAGGCGGCCUUCAGUUCUAAUUUCAGUAUCUGAUACAGGCACUGGAAGCAUUUUGGAGGAAUUUAGUGAAUUGAAAUUCGAAAACAAUACCAUUUUGUCUGGUAAAUGGGAUGGAGUUCUUUCCAUAAUGACCACAAGCAGCUCUGACAGAGAAAUACAUCACUUAAAAUUUGACUUCAAAGAAGUUGUUUCCUCAAGAAGAUUGGUGAGACUAUCAUCAGCAACAAAGAAUGGUGCAAAAUUCAGCGGAACUGAAGUAUCAUUAUCCUUGUAUGAAGAAAUAGACGGUCUGGUAACAAUGUUAUACCUCUUUCUUCAAAAGAUUCUUCUUCUGAAAGCAUUUAAAAUUGCAAUUGAACUGAUAGUUGAAUCUGGUGGUGGUACAAAAUCGUUUUUUCUGCAAAAUGGGUGCAGCACCACAGCUAUGAAUGCUUCAAAUAUUCACAACCUGAUGUUGGGACUAGAAGAAUAUGUGUCCAAGCAUGGGAACAAAUUUGCUGAAGCUUGCCACUCUUGCUUCUCAAUUGGAAAGAAUCUCAAAGUUGGUACUGGGAUAGCUUGUAGCAGAGAAAACCAGCAAAAUUCGGGACAGGUGAUGGAAGUCGUAAUUAUCAUCAGCAAUAUAUCAAUGUCAGAUCAAUCUUCCUGCUCCAGGUUGUAUGGCCGUAGAACAGAGGUGUUGUACUUCAGAGAUUUCGCACCCUGCUCAAUGCCACAACCAUCUCUUGAAGCAUUGAACAGCAUUGACUGGAAAAAUUAUGGAUUAGUUUUAAAAAGUGUUGGAGAUCAAGAUGGCAUCACAUUGUUAGAGUGGGAAAACUUACCACCAUGCUCGCACAUUGAUAUUGCGCUACACAUAUAUGAUAAACAGACAUUGCCUUGCUCACGCAGCAAUAGAAUUGACAGGUUCCUUACCAGAAAAGCUCUCAAGCUUGCAUUAACUGACCUGAAGAAGAGGAACGUAGGAACAUUACUCAGUGAGCGUGCUGUCAAGAUAUGCAACCAUGCACCUGAUCUUGCCAAAUCAAUCUCAGGUCUGAUCAUGUCUUCACUUGACUUGGACUUCAAAAGAGAGUGCUUUUCUCUACUUGGGCUGCCAUCUCCAGAAUCUGAGAAGGAUAUCAUUGAGAACUGUAUCAAAGAUAAGAUCAUUUCUGUCGUUGCAACGAACGACAGUGGUGGUCGGGGAACCAAGGAAGCUCCGGUUCUUUUCAAGCAGGGAUACGAGGAGGAAUAUGAAGGUGCAGUUUUGCAGUUCUAGAGUCGAGGUGACCAUGAAAAUCAAGAAUGACUAGAGAUUAUGUACUUCCAUAGAAAUUUAAGUUGAACUUAUACAUUUUAGUUUAUCAUUUUAUAUCAUGUUAUAACUUUAGUUUUGGCAAGA
Salvia miltiorrhiza (redroot sage) is the source of this 1612-nucleotide messenger RNA. RefSeq names its product type 2 DNA topoisomerase 6 subunit B-like. NCBI's taxonomy places the organism in Eukaryota, Viridiplantae, Streptophyta, Magnoliopsida, Lamiales, Lamiaceae. The transcript has 13 exons. Gene Ontology annotation, biological process: meiotic DNA double-strand break formation; reciprocal meiotic recombination. The coding region runs from base 122 to 1489 and encodes 455 amino acids. Gene Ontology annotation, molecular function: protein-macromolecule adaptor activity. The record is from RefSeq and is a predicted model, not a curated record. Gene Ontology annotation, cellular component: condensed chromosome.